Metarhizium acridum CQMa 102 is the source of this 486-nucleotide messenger RNA. NCBI's taxonomy places the organism in Eukaryota, Fungi, Ascomycota, Sordariomycetes, Hypocreales, Clavicipitaceae. The record is from RefSeq and is a predicted model, not a curated record.
AUGCCUUUCAUCUCUGCCCCUCAGUCGAUAUUAUAUCCGCCUACCAGGAGGCCUUGGGAUACACGGGAAGGAAGUUGGCCUCUCCGCACUUCUCGAGGAAACCCGCCGGCUCGCCGACGAUGGGAUGGCUCCUGCAUGCAGCGAGCUGCUGCUAGGGGUGCUCGGCUACUUCGGGGCGUGCUGAAUUGGGUUUGCCCUCCUCCGCUGAUGGGUAUUGCGAUCGCCGAGUAUAAAAAAAUGCUUGCAUUAUGCUCACGAUCGGCCACUGGCAGCGUAGAGACACCGGGCUUCGGCUCACCUAGCUACCAAUCGGGCAUUUCUAAGGCCCAGGAAUACGUUGAAGCCUGCGAUGUCAUGGCUAGCGAAUGGAAGUCUGCCCUAGAGGGGUUGUGCUUGUGCACUGAUAGUUCCGGCGAUGGCGGCAUCUUGAUGAAACGGCGGAAUCCUGCUCGACACGAGCGAGGCACGUUCGCCAUCGACAGUUAA